Messenger RNA from Cherax quadricarinatus, 3516 nucleotides. RefSeq names its product long-chain-fatty-acid--CoA ligase 1. Gene Ontology annotation, biological process: long-chain fatty acid metabolic process. The record is from RefSeq and is a predicted model, not a curated record. Gene Ontology annotation, molecular function: long-chain fatty acid-CoA ligase activity. Gene Ontology annotation, cellular component: endoplasmic reticulum; membrane. Lineage: Eukaryota; Metazoa; Arthropoda; Malacostraca; Decapoda; Parastacidae.
CGGAGGGAGUUGGUGCCUGCAGCAGCAGCGAACAGUGCUGCUCUCACUGUUGUUGCGUCACAUGCAGCGCCCCUCCCCGCCUCACAGUCUCUAUUUAUGAUGGUGUUUGCAAUGAACAUGUGCAGUGAACACGUGCAGUGAAGCGAACAUACUGCCACCUAACGUCACCCGAUGCUAUAUAUAGCAGUGGUGAACGUUGAUGGCAGACUGUUGUAACUCCAGAGUUGAAGGAAAAUAGCAUAGAGUGAACAUUGAGUGUAAUGAUGAGUGGUUUUGAGGAAGUAGUGGUGGACCUCAUCACCCUGGCGGGGUUGGCACCCACUGCUGCAGACGGUGCUUUCGCCACAGCAGCACACACUGUAGGGACAGUCACAACAGCAAUGUUUCAGAGUGUGGACAAUGUAUUACGAUCAUCUGCAGCAGAUGCAGUGGUCGUGGCGAGGAUGGCAGCGUCGUCGAAGUCAUCGAGGGAAACGGCUGAGUUAGCUGGUACUGUAGAGGACGCUGGCCAGUCCCUCAAGCAUGGGGCUAGCCUGGCCCUCCAGAAGGCUGGCCACUCCCUCACACACCUGCCUGCCCCUACAUUGGCUCAGCCCAGGCCUAAAAGACUGCUGGAGGAGUAUGCCCCGUUGAUGGGCGGGGUGGUAGCUGCAGCAGCCCUGGUCACUGCUACAUAUUACCUCACAAGACCUGCCUCGGUCCCACCCCAGGUCGACUUAGACGAGCAGAGCCACACAAUUGUUGAGGGCGCAGAGCUGAUCCGUGUGUCGAAGCUGACCAAGGAGGCCCGGGAGGGCAAGUUCAUGAAGUUUUUAUAUGAGGACACCAGAACACUCUACGAUGUCUUCCGUAGAGGUGUUAAGGAAUCUAAUAAUGGUCCAUGUCUGGGGUGGAGAGAGGGACCGGGAAAACCUUAUCAGUGGCUCCACUACAACGAAGCUCUACUAAGAGCGAAAAACUUCGGUGCUGGUCUGGUGGCAUUAGGUCUGAACCCUGGCCCAGAGACCUUCAUUGGUAUCUACUCUCAGAACUGCCCUGAGUGGAUCCUCACUGAGCAGGGUCUUUACUGCCAGUCCAUGGUCAUCGUGCCACUCUAUGACACACUGGGACCAGAGGCUUGCAACUUUAUUAUCAACCAAGCUUCCAUCAAUACUGUGGUGUGUCAGGAUGACCGUAAGAUGAGUCAGCUGUUGCAGAAUCCACCUAAGUGUCUCAAGACACUUAUUGCUAUCAAAGAUAUUAGUCCCGAGACUGCCGAGCGUGCUAAGAAAUUAGGCAUGGUUAUCAAGUUCUUUGAAGAGAUCGAAACCCUGGGUGCUGCAAGUGAACUUCCGGAACUGCCUCCACAGCCAGAGGACCUCUGCACUAUCUGCUACACAUCUGGUACUACUGGUAAUCCUAAGGGCGUUAUGUUAUCACACGAAAACAUUGUUGCAGAUGUUUCUGCAACACUCCUACAGCUAGCUGAGCACAAACCACACAAGAGUGACGUGAUGUUAUCGUUCUUGCCACUGGCACACAUGCUGGAGCGUUGCUGUGAGGUGGCUGUUUAUAUAGCAGGUGGUGCUGUAGGCUUCUACUCGGGUGACAUUCGUAAUCUUGUCGAUGACUAUAAAGCUUUGCGACCAACCAUCACCCCAUCCGUCCCUCGCCUCCUGAAUCGUGUUUAUGAUAAAGUCACAUCAUCGGUGAAUGGUUCUGCCAUUAAAAAGCUCAUGUUGAAGAUGGCGGCUGCAAGCAAGAAAGCUGAAAUUGAGAGAGGUGUGAUCAGAAGAUCAUCCAUUUGGGACAAGUUAGUGUUCAAGAAAGUGCAAGAUGGUAUGGGUGGUAGAUUGAGACUGCUGGUUGUGGGUUCUGCACCUCUGGCAGGCAAUGUUCUCACCUUCAUGAGAGUUGCAUUAGGAUGCGUUAUUGUGGAAGGAUACGGCCAAACAGAAUGUGGUGCUCCAGCCACACUGACCAUCCAAGGUGACUACAGACCUGACCAUGUAGGUCCUCCUAUUGCUUGUAAUGCUAUCAAGCUUUGUGAUGUUCCAGACAUGGAUUAUUAUGCUGCUCAAGGUCAGGGUGAAGUUUGUAUCAAAGGUUCCAAUGUAUUCAAAGGAUACUUCAAAGAUCCAGAAAAGACUCGGGAAGCAGUUGAUGCCUCAGGAUGGCUUCACACUGGGGACAUUGGCCAGUGGCUACCUAAUGGAACAUUGAAAAUUAUUGAUCGUAAAAAACACAUCUUUAAGCUUGCACAAGGUGAAUACAUAGCCCCUGAAAAAAUAGAAAAUAUAUAUGUACGAUCACAGUACGUUGCUCAAGUCUUCGUACAUGGUGAAGGUCUUAAGGCGAGUGUGGUGGGAAUUGUGGUACCAGAGGUAGAGGCUAUUAAAGAAUGGGCAAGAGAACAAGAGAUACCCGGCACUCUCUCGGUUCUCUGUGCUAAUCCUCACAUUAAACAACUUAUUAUGGAUGAUAUUACGAACCUCGGCAAGGCAGCUGGUUUGAAGUCCUUUGAGCAGGUCAAGGAUAUCUACUUGCACCCAGACCUCUUCAGUGUCCAGAAUGGUCUCCUGACUCCUACUCUCAAAUCCAAGAGACCACAACUAAAAAAAUACUUCACUCCGCAAAUUGAUGACAUGUAUGCUAAAUUGCCCUAAAUCAGGUUAAUCUGUUGCUUAGGUCAAAUAAUAAAAAUCUUUUUACUGAGUGAGAUAAUGUCUGUUGUGUGUCUGACGUGUAAGAUUGGAUUGUGAAUGCCUAUGAAAUAUUUAACUUGUGCCUCGUAUUGUCUGUACUUAUUAUAUGACAAUUACAUAUGUAAUUAAGUAUUAUAAAAGAACUAAAGAGUAUUGAUCAUUUAGACAUGCUUAUGUAAGAACAUAAACUAGACACUCACAAUAGAGAAGAAACAGCUUUGCUUUCUUCAGACUGGCUGUUUUAAAUACUAUAUACUGUACGAGUUAAUAAUACUGUAGAAUUAUCAAACAUAGAAGAUUAUAACUACUGUAUAUUACAUCAUUUUAUAGAGUGUGGUAAUGAGUAAAUUAACUUUAUGUACAUAUUAUACCAUGUUUUUAAUUGGCUAGAAUACAUGUUAACAAAUUUGAAUUGCUAAUUAGUGGAAAAAAUUUUGGUAUGUACUGUAUAAUAAAUAAAAAAAUUAGGAAGUUCAAGUAUUAACAGUUUAUUAUUUUUCAUGUUUUUUGGCAUUUAACCCUUUCACUGUCUGCUCACAAACUUUCUCUAUGUUGAAAAAAAAAUUCUUAUGAAAUGAUGAUCUUUUCCCGAUGGUAAUGACACCAAAAGUAUGAAAUUUGAUGGAAAACUUAUGGAAUUACACUCUCGUGAAGUUAGCAGUCUUGGCGAUAUUUACGCACCAGUGAUUUUGCCCACUUUGAGCCCUAUUUUCGGCCAAUUCCAUUGUUCCAGUCGACCAAACUCGGCUAUUUUGCUAGAACUCCAUUUGUUCUAUCGACUAAGUACAAGAAACUGAUCAUUUACUAAACCAUACCCCCGGCCGGGAUUGAA